AUGUGCUCGUUACUCAAAGCUACUUCACCAGUUCAAACCAAUGAUAAUACCACUGAACAACAACAACAAUUAUCACUUUAUAGUGAAGAUUUUAAAAUCCUACCACUGCCUCCUCUUUCUCCUCUUUUUAAUGUUCUAGCAUCUUCAAAUUCAUCUUCUAUGAGCAGUACUACAAAAGAUAUUGAUCAUUUAAAUACUGUAUUUAUCGCUAUUUUGACUUGUAAUAUUGAUGAAGAUGCAAUACGUCAAGCACUGUCAUCAGCUGAUCAAAUAAAAUAA
Molecule: messenger RNA, 279 nt
Organism: Rotaria sp. Silwood2
Lineage: Eukaryota; Metazoa; Rotifera; Eurotatoria; Philodinida; Philodinidae
Source: the annotation of a GenBank genome assembly